This is a messenger RNA of Erythranthe guttata (spotted monkey flower), 972 nucleotides long. RefSeq names its product ADP-ribosylation factor 2. Lineage: Eukaryota; Viridiplantae; Streptophyta; Magnoliopsida; Lamiales; Phrymaceae. Gene Ontology annotation, molecular function: GTPase activity; GTP binding. The record is from RefSeq and is a predicted model, not a curated record.
GCUGACAAAUCUCGAUACUCCUCCCCAAAAAAAGAGCUGUUAAUAAUCUCUCGCGUUAUUCUCAAGCGGCUCCAUAUUUCUCUCUGCGCACACUCUCUAUCCACCUUUUCGCCAGAUCUACCGUUCUCGGGGAUCUAAAGUACUAAAUAGAAAUGGGGCUGACAUUCACAAAGCUUUUUAGCCGGCUAUUCGCCAAGAAGGAAAUGCGCAUUCUGAUGGUUGGUCUCGAUGCGGCUGGUAAGACCACCAUCCUCUACAAGCUCAAGCUUGGAGAAAUCGUCACCACUAUUCCUACCAUCGGUUUCAAUGUGGAGACUGUCGAAUACAAGAACAUUAGCUUCACCGUUUGGGAUGUCGGGGGUCAGGACAAGAUCCGUCCAUUGUGGAGGCACUACUUCCAAAACACCCAGGGUCUCAUAUUCGUGGUGGAUAGCAACGAUAGGGAUCGUGUUGUUGAGGCAAGGGAUGAAUUGCACAGGAUGUUGAAUGAGGACGAGCUGAGAGAUGCCGUUUUGCUCGUGUUUGCUAACAAACAAGAUCUUCCCAAUGCAAUGAACGCUGCUGAAAUUACUGACAAGCUUGGUCUGCACUCACUCAGGCAGCGUCACUGGUACAUCCAGAGCACCUGUGCUACCUCCGGUGAGGGGCUAUACGAGGGGCUGGAUUGGCUAUCGAACAAUAUUGCUAACAAGGCGUAAGUUCUCGUGGAGUUGUUUCGAAGAUUCUGGGUGCAGAUUGGUUUUUAUCUAGUUUUAUAUACUAGUCUGUGUGACUAUGUUUUCUUUUUUUAAUUUUUUGAUGAAGUGUUUUUUUUUUUUUUUUUUUCUUUUUUUGUUUAGGACCUUUCAAAUGGCUUUGUAAAACACACUGGUUUGUUUCAUAUAUUUGCAAAACACUUUGCUAGUUUUUGUUUAUGUAAUGCCUAUAUAUCCAUUCAUGUAACACUAGCUUCAUUUUAAUCUUGUUCCCGUU